CCCCAGGACCAUGCCAUCAAUUCAACAGCUUCCCAUCUGCUCUGUUCCCGUGCAGCAUCUCGGUGGCCCCUGGAGCUGCUGCAGAGCCCAGUGCGUUGGAUCCCUGCGGUGCUGCCCACUCUGCGCGACGGUGCCCGUGCUGGGCAGGGAACAACGGCCAGGCCUUGGCAGCAGCAGAGCCUUGGCUUUAAGUGCUGUGGGUAAAACAUGCCUACUCAUCAGUUACACCACCAAUGCGUUUCCUGGAGAAUAUAUACCCACCGUUUUUGAUAACUACUCUGCUAAUGUAAUGGUCGAUGGAAAACCGGUGAAUCUGGGUUUGUGGGAUACAGCUGGUCAAGAGGACUACGACAGACUACGUCCGCUCUCCUAUCCGCAAACAGAUGUCUUCUUAAUCUGCUUUUCCCUUGUGAGCCCUGCCUCCUUUGAAAACGUCCGUGCUAAGUGGUACCCUGAGGUGCGGCACCACUGCCCCAACACCCCCAUCAUUCUAGUGGGGACCAAGCUGGAUCUCCGGGAUGAUAAGGACACUAUUGAAAAACUGAAGGAGAAGAAACUGACUCCCAUCACCUAUCCCCAGGGCCUGGCCAUGGCAAAGGAGAUUGGUGCAGUGAAAUACCUGGAAUGCUCAGCACUUACGCAGCGGGGCCUCAAGACAGUGUUUGAUGAAGCGAUUCGAGCAGUUCUGUGUCCCCCUCCCGUAAAGAAGAGGAAGAGAAAAUGUCUCCUGCUGUAAUUGCUUCCCUCCCCCAGCCCAGGUUUUGUCGGAACAAUGGAGCGUUCACACUCCAUGCCAAGUUUUUCUGUUCUCAAUUAGGUCUCUUCCAUAAAUCCUUGAACCGAUCAAUGAUUUCACGGUUUCAUUUGUUUGAAGUAUAAAAGUUACUUUGCAUUCUUCUAAAAGCAAACUCCUGAAAAGACAAACCUAUGUAAAGCCUUAUUUUUAAAAUCCUGUUCUUGCUCAAUUAAGUGUUGCCAAACGAUCUGCUGAACUAAGUUGCGUUGUUGUGCUACGAACACUAAGCACUAAACUGUUUUUUAAAGAUUCUUCUUGAAGAUGACUCUAAUUUCUGGUAGGAAAUGCAAAAACACUUUCUAGUUUUUCACAGUAAGUAACAGUACCGUAUAAUUAGCAAAACACUGCACUCUAAUGUGUUUUAUUAUUAAAUGUUUCUCAACCUACAGUCAUUGCGCUGUGUCAUGUGUGGAACCUAAACUUUUGACAAUGACUGACACCCUCGAGUCACAGUGUAAAAUGCUUUAUCGUUGGUAAGGGCUUGGUUGCAAUCUAGUUCUUGCUGCUGUGAUUUAAAAAAUAAAUAAAACUAUUCUUACUGAAGUGUAUCUAGUCCUUCUGACAGCACUGUGUUGUGAUGGACAGAUGAUAGUGCCAGACAGUAUUGGGACACUAGGGAUGAGCUACACCGUGCUGCCAGAGUUGUGAGGCUGAACUGACUGUAGUGCAGGUUAGAACCAGGGACCAUUUUCCAGAGGUGUGGAGGGGAAGAGGUUGCUGUUCACAGGUGAAUUCCCUGGAAUUUCAAGUAGGGCAUUCCUUUAGGUACAAUUCCCAACCCAUCAUUCCCACAACUGCUGUGUAGUAAAUGCUUUUCUUGUAGAAUCUCUUUUUACUGAGAAAUAUAUCUUGUAUUUUAAAUCCUUUCUGAUGGUAGAAAUUUGCUCUUUUUUUCUUUUCUGUUUGUAGAGUAGAACGUUCAAGCACAUCUUCCUCCUUUUCCUGUUAUUUCUGACCCAGUAAGUUACAUGCUUUCUGAGGGGCUUUUAGUCUAUUAACUAGAUGUAAAAAUCAUGUGGAGCAGCUUUACAUGUUUUAGUCAUUUUUAUAUUUUAAACCUCUAUAAACUAUGGAUCUUCUCAACUGUCACUCUCUGCCAGAUCUCCCCACGCUGUAACGUCACUAACGCGGAGUGUGUUCUCGGUGUCACUGCCUGUACGUGUGCAGCAUAGAUGGAGUCACGGUCACUGGGGUCUGUGAGGUCUGUAAAUUAGUGCUAAUGUUCUGUACAUCCUUGCCUGGCAGGAACACAAUGUUCAACUACACCCUUUCAACCACUAAAGCAAAACUUAAAAAUAAAAGUUGCAAAAUUGUGAAGUUUUUACAUUGAUCUUUUGCUAAUGCAAUUAGCAGUAUGUUUUGCAUGUAUUACUUAAUAAAUCCUGGAAUCACA
Calidris pugnax (ruff) is the source of this 2189-nucleotide messenger RNA. It is a transcript of the gene RAC1, whose product is annotated as ras-related C3 botulinum toxin substrate 1 (rho family, small GTP binding protein Rac1). The coding region runs from base 11 to 736 and encodes 241 amino acids. Gene Ontology annotation, biological process: cortical cytoskeleton organization; regulation of actin cytoskeleton organization; actin filament organization. The record is from RefSeq and is a predicted model, not a curated record. Gene Ontology annotation, cellular component: cell cortex; cell projection; plasma membrane. The transcript is spliced from 6 exons. NCBI's taxonomy places the organism in Eukaryota, Metazoa, Chordata, Aves, Charadriiformes, Scolopacidae. Gene Ontology annotation, molecular function: protein kinase binding; GTPase activity; GTP binding.